AUGCCGGCGAAACAGAGGACGCCAAAAGUGAGCCGAAACCCUGAUCUGAUCAGGGGAGUUGGUAAAUACUCGAGGUCGCAGAUGUACCACAAGAGAGGUCUGUGGGCUAUCAAGGCCAAAAAUGGCGGCGUUUUCCCUCGCCACGACGGUAAAUCGAAGGUUGAUGCUCCAGCUGAGAAGCCACCAAAGUUCUAUCCAGCGGAAGAUGUGAAGAAGCCUCUCGCCAACAGACGCAAGCCAAAGCCUACUAAGCUCAGAGCCAGCAUCACCCCAGGGACAGUGUUGAUUAUCCUUGCUGGUAGGUUCAAGGGGAAGAGAGUUGUCUUCCUUAAGCAACUUGCAUCUGGUUUGCUUCUCGUUACUGGACCUUUCAAGAUCAAUGGUGUUCCUUUGAGACGUGUAAACCAGGCCUACGUGAUCGCCACUUCCACUAAGGUUGAUAUCUCUGGAGUUAGCCUAGACAAGUUCGAUGACAAGUACUUUGGAAAGGUUGCCGAGAAGAAGAACAAGAAGGGAGAAGGAGAGUUCUUUGAGGCUGACAAAGAGGAGAAGAAGGAGAUUCCACAAGGAAAGAAAGAUGACCAGAAGGCUAUUGACACAGCUUUGAUCAAGGCCAUUGAAGCUGUUCCAGAGUUGAAGACUUACCUCGGCGCAAGGUUCUCACUUAAACAAGGGAUGAAGCCACAUGAGCUUGUUUUCUAG
This is a messenger RNA of Microthlaspi erraticum, 702 nucleotides long. The record is from the annotation of a GenBank genome assembly. NCBI's taxonomy places the organism in Eukaryota, Viridiplantae, Streptophyta, Magnoliopsida, Brassicales, Brassicaceae.